Neomonachus schauinslandi (Hawaiian monk seal) is the source of this 2685-nucleotide messenger RNA. RefSeq names its product dynamin 3 (gene DNM3). NCBI's taxonomy places the organism in Eukaryota, Metazoa, Chordata, Mammalia, Carnivora, Phocidae. The transcript has 21 exons. Gene Ontology annotation, cellular component: cytoplasm; microtubule; membrane. Bases 70 to 2685 code for a protein of 871 amino acids. Gene Ontology annotation, molecular function: GTP binding; microtubule binding; GTPase activity. The record is from RefSeq and is a predicted model, not a curated record.
CGGCCCCGGCUCGCCAGCCGGGUCACAGAGGAGAGCAGGGAUCAGCGGGCGGCUGGCGACGCUGGCAGGAUGGGGAACCGGGAGAUGGAGGAGCUGAUCCCGCUGGUGAACCGUCUGCAGGACGCCUUCUCGGCGCUGGGACAGAGCUGCCUGCUGGAGCUGCCGCAGAUCGCCGUGGUGGGCGGCCAGAGCGCGGGCAAGAGCUCGGUGCUCGAGAACUUCGUGGGCAGGGACUUUCUCCCUCGAGGGUCGGGCAUCGUAACCAGACGGCCUCUUGUGCUGCAGCUUGUUACUUCCAAAGCAGAAUAUGCUGAAUUUCUACAUUGCAAAGGAAAAAAAUUUACAGACUUUGAUGAAGUUCGCCAUGAGAUUGAAGCAGAAACAGAUCGAGUGACUGGAAUGAAUAAAGGCAUUUCCUCCAUACCCAUAAAUUUACGAGUCUAUUCUCCACAUGUGUUAAAUCUCACACUUAUCGACCUACCUGGAAUUACUAAAGUGCCCGUGGGAGAUCAGCCACCAGAUAUUGAGUAUCAGAUCAGAGAAAUGAUUAUGCAGUUCAUUACACGGGAGAACUGUCUGAUUUUGGCUGUUACCCCAGCCAACACUGAUCUUGCAAACUCAGAUGCGUUGAAGCUAGCUAAAGAAGUUGAUCCUCAAGGUUUAAGAACCAUUGGAGUCAUCACCAAAUUGGAUCUUAUGGAUGAAGGAACAGAUGCCAGGGAGGUUCUAGAGAAUAAGCUGCUGCCUCUUCGCAGGGGUUAUGUGGGGGUGGUAAACAGAAGCCAGAAGGAUAUAGACGGGAAGAAGGACAUUAAGGCUGCCAUGUUGGCCGAAAGGAAAUUUUUUCUCUCACACCUGGCUUAUAGACACAUUGCUGACCGGAUGGGGACCCCACACCUGCAGAAGGUCCUUAAUCAGCAACUUACCAACCACAUUCGAGAUACCCUGCCAAACUUCAGGAACAAGCUACAGGGACAGUUGCUCUCCAUAGAACAUGAAGUGGAAGCCUACAAAAACUUCAAGCCAGAGGACCCCACCAGGAAGACCAAAGCAUUGCUGCAGAUGGUUCAGCAGUUUGCUGUGGACUUCGAGAAGAGAAUUGAAGGGUCAGGGGAUCAAGUAGAUACCCUGGAACUCUCAGGAGGGGCUAAAAUCAAUCGUAUAUUCCAUGAACGCUUUCCUUUUGAGAUAGUAAAGAUGGAGUUCAAUGAAAAGGAAUUGCGAAGAGAAAUAAGCUAUGCAAUCAAAAACAUACAUGGUAUCAGGACAGGGUUGUUUACUCCAGACAUGGCAUUUGAAGCGAUAGUCAAAAAACAAAUAGUAAAGCUGAAAGGACCUUCCUUGAAGAGUGUAGAUCUGGUCAUACAAGAAUUAAUCAACACUGUCAAGAAGUGUACCAAAAAACUGGCAAACUUCCCCAGACUCUGUGAGGAAACAGAAAGGAUUGUUGCCAACCACAUUCGUGAACGAGAAGGGAAGACAAAGGACCAGGUACUGCUCUUGAUUGAUAUCCAAGUCUCCUACAUCAACACCAACCACGAAGAUUUCAUUGGGUUUGCAAAUGCUCAGCAGAGGAGCAGUCAGGUUCACAAGAAAAACACAGUUGGAAAUCAGGGAACCAAUCUUCCGCCUUCAAGGCAAAUUGUGAUUCGCAAGGGGUGGCUAACCAUCAGCAACAUCGGCAUCAUGAAAGGAGGCUCGAAGGGAUACUGGUUUGUCCUUACUGCUGAAAGCUUGUCCUGGUACAAAGAUGAUGAGGAAAAAGAAAAGAAGUAUAUGCUCCCUUUGGACAACCUGAAAGUUCGAGAUGUGGAAAAGAGCUUUAUGUCUAGCAAGCACAUCUUUGCACUUUUUAAUACAGAACAAAGGAAUGUAUACAAAGACUAUCGCUUCCUUGAGCUGGCAUGUGACUCGCAGGAGGAUGUAGACAGCUGGAAGGCAUCUCUGCUAAGAGCUGGGGUUUAUCCUGAUAAGUCUUUAACUGAAAAUGAUGAGAAUGGCCAAGCAGAAAACUUUUCCAUGGACCCACAAUUGGAGAGGCAAGUGGAGACCAUCCGCAACCUUGUAGACUCCUACAUGUCUAUCAUCAACAAAUGUAUCCGAGAUCUAAUUCCAAAAACAAUAAUGCACCUUAUGAUCAAUAAUGUUAAAGAUUUCAUAAACUCAGAGCUCCUAGCACAGUUAUAUUCCUCAGAGGACCAAAAUACCCUGAUGGAGGAAUCUGCUGAGCAGGCUCAGCGCCGGGAUGAGAUGCUUCGAAUGUACCAAGCCCUUAAAGAAGCCCUGGUGAUCAUUGGCGACAUCAACACUGCCACCACGUUUACCCCGGCACCACCUCCUGUGGAUGACUCCUGGAUACAGCAUUCCCGCAGGUCCCCCCCGCCAAGCCCCACCACCCAGAGGCGGCCGACGCUGAGCGCUCCCCUCACGCGGCCCGCGUCAGGCCGAGGGCCCGCGCCCGCCAUCCCCUCCCCCGGCCCGCACUCGGGGGCGCCCCCGGUGCCCUUCAGGCCCGGCCCGCUCCCCCCUUUCCCAAGCAGCAGCAGCAGCGAGUGGUUCGGGGCGCCCCCGCAAGUUCCCUCCCGGCCCACGAGGGCCCCGCCCAGCGUCCCCAGCCGGAGACCACCCCCAUCACCAACUCGUCCCACUAUAAUCCGUCCACUAGAAUCCUCCCUGUUAGACUAA